Molecule: messenger RNA, 1864 nt
Organism: Oryza brachyantha (malo sina)
Lineage: Eukaryota; Viridiplantae; Streptophyta; Magnoliopsida; Poales; Poaceae
Product: aspartic proteinase oryzasin-1-like
Exons: 14
Coding region: 44-1726 (560 amino acids)
Biological process (GO): proteolysis
Molecular function (GO): aspartic-type endopeptidase activity
Source: RefSeq, a predicted model, not a curated record
CUCCGUUGAGCUCCAGUUUUUCUAACUUCCUAUCUCUCCCAGAAUGGGGCACACUGCUCGUGGGAUAUGCACCCUUCUCUUGAUCCUCUUCGUUUCUAGUAUGCUCGCGUCUGCUGGCAACGAUGGGCUGGUCCGCAUCGCGCUGAAGAAGAGACCGAUAAUGGAGAGCAUCUACGGUGACCUAAUUCCCAAGAGCAGCACGGUAGAGCAUGAAGUUGCACUUGGGUAUUCUGGCGUCAGGAUGAUGAACCGGGAAGAGGGAAUUUAUGACCCGGUUACAGAGGCCAUUAACAGUGUUCGUCUGCAUCAGCAAAAGAUGCUCAAAGACAUAGAGGCCGCGGCCAUGGAACAGAGGCUCAAGCAUUUCUGGAGCUACAAAGAUUUCAGAGAGAGGAGCGGUCUAAGAGAUGUCACUCAGUAUCCUCUUGCUCUGAAGAACUUCCUGAACGCCCAGUAUUUUGGGCAGAUUGGGGUUGGUUGCCCGCCACAGAAUUUUACUGUGGUGUUUGACACCGGGAGCUCAAACCUCUGGGUCCCUUCUGCCAAGUGCAUUUUUUCGCUUGCCUGCUACUUCCAUUGCAAGUAUGAAUCAAGAGGUUCUAGUACUUACAAGGAGAAUGGAACACCUGCUUCCAUUCACUAUGGAACAGGAUCUAUUCACGGUUAUUUCAGUCAAGAUCAAGUUACCAUUGGUGAUUUAGUUGUCAAUAAUCAGGAAUUCAUCGAAGCUAUUCAUGAGCCUGGUCUUACUUUUCUAGCAGCAAAAUUUGAUGGCAUCCUUGGACUUGGAUUUAAGGAAAUUUCAGUUGAAGGCGCAGACCCAGUUUGGUACAAUAUGAUUCAACAAAACCUUGUGAAUGAAAAGGUGUUUUCCUUUUGGUUAAAUCGAAAUGCAAACGAUAUGAAUGGGGGUGAAAUUGUGUUUGGAGGCGCUGACAAGAACCAUUACAAAGGCCUUCAUACAUACACCAGAGUUACUCGGAAAGCUUAUUGGCAGUUUGAAAUGGGAGAUUUUCUUGUUGGAGGCAAGAGCACUGGAAUUUGUGUUGACGGUUGUGCUGUCAUAGCAGACUCAGGAACUUCGUUGAUAGCCGGCCCUAUAGCUGCUAUUGCGCAGAUCCAUGCACAAAUUGGAGCAACCGGUGUAGCUAACGAAGAGUGCAAACAAGUUGUUGCUGGACAUGGGCAUGAAUUGCUAGAGUUGCUGCAAGAGAAGACACCACCAGCACAUGUCUGUUCCAAGAUUGGGCUUUGCAAACACGAUGGAACACAUGGAAUUAAUGCCGGUAUUGAGAGCGUGCUGGGUGAGACACACAAAUCUGCAGAUGGCGUUUCUGACGCUACAUGUAAUGCAUGUGAGAUGGCAGUUACAUGGAUGCAAAGCGAAUUUGUUCAGAACCAUACAAAGGAGGGCAAGCUGGAGUAUGCUAAUUGGCUCUGUGACAAUAUGCCUAGCCCAGUAGGAUCAUAUGUGGACUGCAGACACAUUCAUCUCUUGCCGAAUGUCGCAUUCAGCAUCGGUGGAAGGGCAUUUGAGCUGACACCAGAGCAGUACAUUCUCAAAUUUGGAGAGGGCUUCCUGACUCACUGUAUGAGUGGAUUCAUGGCUUUGGACAUUCCGCCUCCAAUAGGUCCUCUCUGGAUAUUAGGCGAUGUGUUUAUGGGGGCUUAUCACACCAUCUUUGACUACGGCAACAUGAGGGUUGGGUUUGCGGAUUCCGCUUGAAAGACAAGCAUUUCAUAUUUUCCACUGCUGCAGUAGUGCAAUAUAUACUACUGUACUUGACUGGUGUAAAGUGUGAUCGUUCAUACAUGUAUCUCUGCGCAAUCUCCAAAUAUCGAAUAACAUCUGACAAUAGUUGAG